CAACUUCCUAACGGCGCUAUUCAGGGAACUCGUUUUAAAAUGCUUCCAAAAACAAAGGAUACAGCGGAAAUGCUAGGAGCUGGCAAAGAGGACGCCAGACCAGAGCCUGUACUGGUCCCUUUUCUAGAACUGACCGGUGUGGCGCAGCUUCCAGAGAACACCAACUGUCUGACGUGCACAGCAGACGGCAGAUUUCUAGGCUUGGCUCACACUCAGGGCCUCUCUGUGUGGUGCGCUUCCUCUUUCACCCGGGUUGCGGAAUGGCUUCAGUCACAGCUGGAAUUGAUCUUCAUCCAGAUGACCAGAAUGGCUGAGAUGACCUAUCUGCUUGGGACCGUGGAUGACAUGGGUGUUGCCAGAGUGUUUGGAUUUCACUCAGACGACAUUCAUCUUCUCAGUAUUAUCAACAUAAUGGAAGAUGUCACUGUAAGAAGCAUUUUUUUGACAUUUGACCUACAUGAAGGUGGGCAUUAUGGAGCUGCAUCAGUAAGCUGCAAUGGUGUAGUGUGGCUAGAGGUCUAUCAGUUUCCUGUAGAGCAAUGGCUGAGAGAGCUAGAGAUGGUGUCAUCACAAAAAAAGGAUGAAAAUGUAACCGAAGGAUUGGACAUAAAAUGGUCUCCAUUUACACUGAUGAUGAAAAUCUCUCCACCUACACCUCCAACGGGAAAGCCAUUGGACUUUUUGACACACUGUUUGACUGUCGAUAUAAUCAGAAGCAGCCGCCUUCACAAGGAACAACCCUCCUCCAGUUCAGAUGCUGCAACAACAAAGAAGACACACGAAAGCCCGAGUUGCACUCAGCACUUUCUCCUGCCUUGCCGUGGGCCAACUGGGGACAGUACAGAAAACCCAGCGGGACUCCCUGUGGCUGUCGCCGUGUGGUGGAGCGGAUCCACUAGUCUCCUUCAGUAUUUGCUGCAAAAAACCCCAAAGAACAAAUCAGGAAGAACAUCUAAUUAUUUAUGUAUUUUUAAAUAUUCAGAAUCGGUACGCCUUGUUGUAAUAAAACACUUUCUUUUUCGUUUGUUUAUUUUUGAAGCAGAUGUGACACCCAUGCCAGAAAUGCUGUGGCCAAAUGCGAAGGAAAUCCUCUGCUCUGCUGUCAGCAGAUGUACUUACUUGAUCGCUCUCGGGCUCAAGGAUGCUAUGGUGUGCAUCUGGAACAGGCAAUCUGGAGCCCCGGUCUCAAUUGUUCUGGUGCCAGGAGAAACCAGUGCCUUCUCCAGGAUACAGUUUGUUGACAACUGGUCUGUUCCUGCUCAGGACUGUGUCACUGUGGGCACAGAACCGGUCAGAAUGCUGACGUCGUGUAAAAACGGAGCAAUUUACAUGGUGACUGCAGGACUAGGCAUGCGGUCCAGCUCCAUCCAGCUCUUCCAAAGACCAAAAGACAGCAGGGAUCUCCCGACUGUUGCUAUACCUGUGCCUUUCCUGCAGGCUGUGUCACUUAUCAUGCAAAGAAGUGGAAACAUGUUCCUGACAGAAGCCAUCAGCAGAGAAACCGUGUGCUACCUGACUCUUCCGACAUCCCACCAAACCGCUUCACUCUACAAUCCUGUUUACACGCUAAAUGCCGAACAGCGAGCGCUGUUCAUACGAGGUGACCAGGAAACCAGUAAUUUGUUGGAGAGGCGAAACCAGAGUCAGCUCUUUGUCUUCUAUUUCAGUCAGUCUGACAUCAUUAAGCCUCACAUUGAUUGUCCCAGACAGCCAACAGCACGUCACCAUGGUACCCUGGAGGAAAUCUGCAACGUCUAUCUUGAGCAAAGAGCGCAAUCUGUGGAUGACAGGAACAAAGCUCUUGAGCAAACAUGGGGAAAGAUGCAGAAAACCGCGUCGGCGUUGCAGCGCACACAUCGGAGCCACAAACAUCAGAAGAAUCUCAACAAAUGAGUCACUGAUCGGAUAUGAAAUAUGAUAUUUUUGUUCCUUCAAAGCCACCUACUUUUGUUUCUCUGUUCUCAGCACUUGUUUCAACUCAGUAGCAGGACAGGAGCCAGCAGCUAGUCUGAAUCAGACACAGUGGAUGCGUUUCAUUUGUAGCUGCUGACAGAUUAGAAUUUACAAAACGCUGCUCGCUUUCAUAAAGCGUCUCUUUUAAGAAUAAUACGGCUGGAAAAAAAAAAAAAAGGAUUGCAUUCCUGAAGCUUUGCUUCACGUUUAGUAUCAGGGCUGGGCGAUGCGGCUUAAAAAUAAAAACUGAUUUAUUUUUUUUUUAUUCAUGCAAGAUUCAAUUUCUGAUUUUGUUAGAUGUUUCUUCUGUGCUCUCUUUUCUACAAAAGGAAAUCACAAAUGACAGGAAAUAUUGUCAAAAAGUGGCUUUUAUUUCAGUCAUCCUUUCUGCGAGUUGAAUGACGGAGUGCUAUGGCCAGGCUACGAGACUGCUUGUCUAAUUUAAGAGGAGAUAGCAGAAUAAUAUUGCCAGAAUAAAGAUGCAAUUUUACUAGAAAAACAUCUUAAAAUUACGAGAAAAAAGUCCCUUAGUAAGAAACAGUCUCAAUACAUUUUUUUGUUGAUUUUUGUGGUGGAGUACUCGCAAAAUGACGGCUUUGUUAUCCUAAUAUUGUAACUUUGUUCUGAUAAUUUUAAGACUUUAUUCUUGUAUGAUUUCGCCUUUAUUUUCUUAUAACUACGACUAUAUUCCUGUAAACUUAACACUUUAUUCUCGUUAAAAAAAAUACAUUUUCGCUUGACCUUUG
Messenger RNA from Xiphophorus maculatus (southern platyfish), 2699 nucleotides. It is a transcript of the gene wdr93, whose product is annotated as WD repeat domain 93. The transcript is spliced from 15 exons. NCBI's taxonomy places the organism in Eukaryota, Metazoa, Chordata, Actinopteri, Cyprinodontiformes, Poeciliidae. Gene Ontology annotation, biological process: electron transport chain. The record is from RefSeq and is a predicted model, not a curated record. The coding region runs from base 40 to 1893 and encodes 617 amino acids.